GUACGAGUAUACGAUCAUAAACUACAAUAUGUACACCGAUAGCGAAAAUAGUGAGAAAAGUGUUUGCAAUGAAAGGUGACAGAUUUUCAUGGGGAGCUCUGAAUACUUCAAGUCAAGAUAUAGGUCUCCUUGCCAAGGGGCUAGAGAAAUUGAGACUGCAAAUACUAAGGAUAACUAACUCUGAUAUCAACUGUGAAAAAGCGAUCCUAAUUUUGACAUCGUUAUUAAAGCAUCCGCUUCGAAUCCUACAUUUAUCUCACUGCAAAAUUGGAAAUAGAGGGACUUUGGCGAUUGUCAAGUUUGCAUUGGAAGUACCAGUUGAAGAAGCCUCAAAGGUGCAUCAGGUCUAG
Messenger RNA from Acanthoscelides obtectus, 350 nucleotides. NCBI's taxonomy places the organism in Eukaryota, Metazoa, Arthropoda, Insecta, Coleoptera, Chrysomelidae. The record is from the annotation of a GenBank genome assembly.